Messenger RNA from Bombus impatiens (common eastern bumble bee), 3669 nucleotides. It is a transcript of the gene slim, whose product is annotated as kelch domain-containing protein 10 homolog. Gene Ontology annotation, molecular function: protein binding. The transcript has 3 exons. Gene Ontology annotation, biological process: positive regulation of stress-activated MAPK cascade. NCBI's taxonomy places the organism in Eukaryota, Metazoa, Arthropoda, Insecta, Hymenoptera, Apidae. The coding region runs from base 498 to 1679 and encodes 393 amino acids. The record is from RefSeq and is a predicted model, not a curated record.
AUAGGCGUAAAAGAACAAGUUUGCUGUUUUAAAUGAAGCAUAAGUUUACAGCUGUAUGUGCACAGUUAAAAAAAGGUGGUUUAAAAGUGAAAUAUAAAAAUUGUAUUAGAGUAGAAUAUUCGAUAUCUGUUGACUAAACGAUCGUUCAGAAAACCAGCGGAGAAUUUUAUUGCGUUACGCCAUGUUCACCGAUGUGAGAAAAGUACACCAGAUGUAUUGCAGAGUUCGUGCAAAAUGUCUAUGUUAAAAAUUUCUUAUGAACAUCGAAACAUUGCUCACAUGUUUAUUCAAAGUAGCACGACGUUUAUUUUAACAUAUAAACCUCAACGCGACAAGUAAUUCGUUUAGAUAGACAGGGAACGAUAUGUAUAAAUGUUACACAUGGUUCUUUUUAAACAUCUUUUUUUGGAUUCUGUAGAAAACCUGUGACGAGAACAACUCGUACUUUUAACUACUUUUUGGGGAAUUAAUAUCAGUUUGUCAAUUAAUUGACAAACAUGUAUACAUUUAAACCAUUUGUGUUCGUAAAGCACGAAGCACAGAGUAUAGAACGUCCAAAAGCUAGAAGUGGACAUAGAAUAGUCUGUGAUCAUAAGAAUUUAUAUUCUUAUGGAGGGUUUAAUCCCUGUAUCCCUGAUACUGAUCCUGAUAUGCAAAAUGAUCAGACAUGGAUCUCUAGUAAACCACUUUUCAAAGAAGUCUGGAAGUUCAAUCUUGUUACACAACAAUGGAAACGCUUACCAGGUCAAAAUAAUAUGCCCAAUGAGUUGGCAUCGAAUGCAGUGAUUUUAAGGGGCAAUGCCUUGAUGGUUUAUGGUGGAACUGGUGUACCAUUUGGUCAUAGUUGUAGCAAUCAUCUGUAUGUGUGUAAUGUUAAUAAUGGUAGAAUGUACAUAGUUCCUGCAAAAGGAGAUCUACCUGAACCCCAAUAUGGACAAGCUUUAAUAUGUCAUGGGUCAUAUUUAUAUACUGUCGGUGGUACUACAGGAUACGAAUAUACUUGUGAUAUUCAUAGAUUUGAUCUUAGCGCUGGUAUUUGGGAGACUGUUUAUAUAUGUUCUGGAAGAGAUCAGAGUGAACCUACAGGACGAUAUAGACACGAAUUAGCUUUUGAUGGGAAACUUAUAUAUGUUUUGGGAGGAGGAACAGCUACAGAAGCAUUUGGUUUUUCGGAAAUCCCUGCUUUUGACCUAGAAACAAGUAAAUGGAUAAUAUUAAACACAUAUGGUGACAACGAUGAUAAUACAGUGCCAGAACCUAGACGUUGUCAUGGAUCUGUGCAAUAUACAAAUGAAAAAACAGGUGUCACAUCAGUAGUAAUCUCUGGAGGAUAUAAUGGAGAUCAUGUCUUCUCUGAUGUUUGGAGAUUAGAUUUAAAUCUGUUACAAUGGACAUGUUUAAGGAAAUGUAUACUUCCAUGUCCUGUGUAUUUUCAUUCUGCAGCUCUUACUCCGGAAGGACGCAUGUAUACAUUUGGUGGUAUCGUUAAGGAAAAUAAUAAGGUUGUAAGGACAGAUGCAGUUCAUUCUGUUUGGUUAACAAUUCCUAAAUUAUCAGAAAUAUGUUGGCAAGCAUUAAUUCAUUACUAUCCAGACUUAAGGCACAAGUCACAGGAUGAAUUGCUUCACAUGGGUAUACCCCUAAAAUUUGUGCAAAGAAUUGAUUGGUAUGAUGCAUAAUAUUUAAGAAACUCUUUUGAUAUUUGCUACACAUUCAAAGCGUUACCACUCCGACCAUUGUUACCAGUUACUUAUUGCAUGAAUAUUGUAAUUGUUGAUCAUUAUUGCCAUAAUUUAUUUACGAUAUUUUUAUAAAAAAAGGUACAUAGUGUGUUGGGCAAUUAAUACGACAGAUAUUAUCAAUGGAUCACUUUCUUCAAAUUUACUUAUAUCGUGCAAUAUUUUACGUAUUGAAUGAAAUUAUGCAUUAUGCAUACUAAAAAUAGAAGAAAAGUUCUUAUAAACAUAUAUUCAGAAAUGAAUACUAAUGUCAAAAGAAUUUCAAAAUAUGUAGCUGUUUAAAACGUAUUAGAUUGAAAUAUACUAGAACUAAAUCAAAUUCUAUUUCUGGAAAGAAGCAUUUCAGGAAAUAUGUUUAUAUAAAUUCUUUUUCUUGUUAUGACAAAUAGAAUCUGCACUCUAAAGUUUUAUCUUUAUCAAAUGCUUUAAUACGCUUGAUAUAAUGAAAGAUAUAUAUAAUACUUUUAAAAUCUUUUUGUUCCUUCCAAAUCUUAUUCAGUUGUGAUUAUAAGAAUUCUAAGUUUGUGGAUCUAGAAAUUGUAAGUACAAUUUUUUAUACAAAGCUUUAUUUAUGGAAACAAUUGCAGAAUCAUACUUUCGAAUCAUGUUUCUAAAUUAUUUUUUAUAGUAUACAUCUUAUUUUAUUAUUAUUUACCUCGUCGAAUUGAAUUAUUCUUUUUCUGUUUUUUACUUGAACUUUUAAUAAAGCAGGUUCUCAUAGCGAACAAAGAAUUGUAUUGCAUGCUAUACAAGGUUGCUGGUAAAUAUGCUCAUUAAUUUAGUUGUUAUAUAACAUUCACAGCAGAUAUGCCUAUAAUACAGCAUAUAAAUUUUCAUCUCGAACUAUGCAUACACACACCUUGUUAAAAAACUAUGCUGUUUUUUCUUUAUUUGCACUAUAAAACGCCUGUCAAUAAAAUUCACUACAUCAUUGUAUGUAUAUAUAAAUAUAUAUAUAAGCAAUAAUUCAUAUAAUAUACGUAUAUCUUGAAGUGAAAAGGGAAGAAUAAGGACAUGUAAACAAAGACAUCGAAAAAAUGUUAUCUCACUUUAGCUACGAUAGUUAUUCAGUUCAAUAUGUCGAAAAAUAAAUUUAUGUAAUACCACAAUAGUACCGUAAUAUAUUAAUAUAAUUGUCGUUUGUCACAUAUUAUUUAGUAGAUAAAAUUUUCCUUCUGUUUAUAAUAAACGAUUAUUGUUUUGCAGAGAUAAAUUAUAUGAAUUAAUGUAAUCUACAACGGUUAGAAGCAAAUUUUAUACAUUCACAUACAGAUCAACAGUACAAAUAAUACACAAAUCUUUAGGCAAUAUAAGUUUACUCUUUCAGAUAACACAGUUUUAUUUAGUUCGGCGAAGAAACGAUUCCUAAAUCUAAUUUUUAUACGACAUAAUCGAAAUAAUUUUAUUCACUACUUCUAUUCAGGGAAAUUGAAUAGCAGAAAGUGCUCCAUUGCAAACGACAGCCUUUUUACAAUGAUAUUAUUGAUAAGAAUAUUAAUUACACAAUAUCUAUUUAUUAUCUGUAUCAUAUUACAGAUUAUUAUUUUUUUAAUAAAUAUAUGCUGGCCUGCGGAUAUGAAUAACAGAUUAACAGAAAUCAGUAACGAUAUAACUUAUACUUUUUAGUAAUAUCUUAGUAACAUUGCAAGCUAAGUUUCAACAUUAUGAAUGGCAGUUGAAUUCAAAGUCUAAUACCAAAAUUCUCAUUGUAUUGAUUCUCAUUUAUGCGUUAAGUAAAUUAUACUUGGACUAUGAAAUCUGCAUAGAAACGAAGUAUCUUAACAAUUUCGAAGAGAUGUUAGUGAUCGAAUAUCAUCGAACAUUUAAGAUAAAGAAACGAGAAAAUUUCUUUAGCAAAUUGAAAUGACUUUAUACAGAAGAUUCUUCACUUCCAAUAAAAAAAAAAACUAAAAUAUUGCUUCUCUUUCGG